AUGUUAGUUGUUGCAUUUGAUCACUUUACUGCUUGUUUGGCUAACAUUGCCACUGAUGAAGCUGCUCUUCUUGCCUUCAAAUCUCACAUUUCUUCUUCUUCUUCUGAUCCCAACAACAACAACGUAGUCGGCUUGCAAACCAACUGGUCUUCUUCAAUUCCAUCAUCAGUUUGCACCUGGAUAGGGAUCACUUGCAACGGGCGCCACAGAGUCACUGCUUUAGACAUAUCUAGCAUGCAACUUCAUGGUACCAUUCCUCCGCACCUUGGAAACCUCUCAUUUCUCAUAUCCCUUGACAUUAGUAACAACACUUUCCAUGGAGAUCUCCCAGAAGAGUUGACUCAUUUGCGGAGGUUGAAAUUGAUUGAUGUUACAAGAAACAAUUUAAGUGGUACCAUUCCAUCAUUCUUAAGUUUGUUACCUAACCUUCGAUUCGUUUACCUUUCAAACAACCAAUAUUCAGGGGAAAUUCCAUCUUCCCUUUCCAAUCUAACAAAUCUUCAAGAGUUAAGAAUACAGAGGAAUUUUCUUCAAGGAAAAAUCCCUCCUGAAAUUGGCAAUCUUCAUUACUUGACUUUUUUAGACCUGCAAGGUAAUAGACUUACUGGCUCUAUUCCGCCAUCAAUCUUCAACAUGACUUCCUUGACAACACUUGCUAUAAUACACAAUCGUCUUGUCGGUAAACUUCCUCUAGAUAUUUGUGACAAUCUACCAAAUCUUGAAGUUCUUUUACUGUCAACAAACAACCUGGAUGGCCUAAUCCCACCAAAUUUACAGAAAUGCUCAAAGCUACAACUGUUGACAUUGUCUGGCAAUGAGUUCACUGGACCUAUACCAAGAGAACUUGGGAACUUAACUAUGCUCACAGUCUUGCAUCUUGGAGAAAACCAUUUAGAAGGAGAGUUACCGGUCGAGAUAGGUAACCUACAAAACCUCCAAGUACUUGGGUUAAGAAAUAAUAAGUUAAAUGGUACUAUUCCUGCAGAAGUUUUCAACAUUUCAGCAUUGCAGAUAUUGACAAUGUAUGGAAAUCAGUUAUCAGGUAGUUUACCUUCAGAUUUAGGCAUUGGAACGCCUAGUCUUGAAGAAGUUUACCUUGGAUCAAAUGAACUCAGUGGACGAAUUGCUCCUACCAUCUCGAAUUCUUCAAAGCUAACACUUCUAGACCUUGCACACAACAAGUUUACAGGUCCAAUUCCUGAUUCACUUGGUUCAUUAGAGUUUCUUGCUAAGUCCUAUUCUUGGGAGGUAACAAUUUCAUUAAUGAGCCAUCUUCUUCUGAGUUAA
This is a messenger RNA of Solanum verrucosum, 1287 nucleotides long. Its product is annotated as receptor kinase-like protein Xa21. The transcript has 2 exons. Bases 1 to 1287 code for a protein of 428 amino acids. NCBI's taxonomy places the organism in Eukaryota, Viridiplantae, Streptophyta, Magnoliopsida, Solanales, Solanaceae. The record is from RefSeq and is a predicted model, not a curated record. Gene Ontology annotation, molecular function: protein binding.